Molecule: messenger RNA, 960 nt
Organism: Penicillium macrosclerotiorum
Lineage: Eukaryota; Fungi; Ascomycota; Eurotiomycetes; Eurotiales; Aspergillaceae
Gene: bgt1
Product: 1,3-beta-glucanosyltransferase Bgt1
Exons: 3
Coding region: 1-960 (319 amino acids)
Biological process (GO): carbohydrate metabolic process; cell wall organization
Cellular component (GO): cell surface; extracellular region; fungal-type cell wall
Molecular function (GO): 1,3-beta-glucanosyltransferase activity; glucan endo-1,3-beta-D-glucosidase activity
Source: RefSeq, a predicted model, not a curated record
AUGCGUGUUUCGACUCUGCUUCCAUUCAUUCUGGCCGCCGCUCCGGCCGUGGUCUCCGCUCGGGGUACCCUGGGCUUCUCGCUCGGUGACAAGAAUGCCGACGGCACUUGCAAGUCGACCAGCGAUUAUGAGGCCGACUUCGAUGAUCUGAAGGAUCUGGCCACCCUCGUUCGCACCUACUCCGGCACCGAAUGUGACACCCCUCAGAACAUCCUGCCCGCGGCCAAGAACAAGGGCUUCAAGGUCGUUCUGGGUAUCUGGGUUGGCGCACAGGACAAGAGUGACAUGAGCACCAACGAUGCAUCCUUCGUGAAGGAUUUCGCGGCGCUCAAGAAGGCCGUUCCCGGCUAUGAGAGCCAGGUCGAUGCCAUCACGGUUGGCUCCGAGACCCUGUACCGUGGCGAUCUCACCGGGCCCCAGCUCCACAACUAUAUCAGUGCCGUCCAGAAGCAGUUCCCUAGCAUCACCGUCGGUACCGCCGAUAGCUGGAACAAGUUCGCCGACGGCACCGCCGAUGACCUGUUCACCACCGAUACCGAUGACAACCCCAUGGUCACCUACGUCCUGGCCAAUGCGUUCGCUUACUGGCAGGGCACUGCCGCUGACAAGGCCUACAAGACCUACUUCGAUGAUAUGUCUGGAGCCAUGUCGCACAUCCAGCAGGUGGCGGGUGACAACGCCGACAAGAUCCGGGUGAUCAACGGCGAAACUGGCUGGCCCACUGAUGGUGGCUCCGACUACGAUGCGGCCAAGGCGGGCACUCAGAACGCCGAGACCUUCUGGAAGACCGGCGUCUGCGGCAUGCUCGCUUGGGGCGUGGAUCUCUUCUACUUCGAGGCCUAUGACGAGUCCUGGAAGCCCGACAGCGUGGGCGACAAUGGCCAGGCCAUGGACGAGAAGCACUGGGGUCUCCGCACCGCCGCGCGCAAGACCAAGUUCGACACCACCUGCCCGAAAUAA